This is a messenger RNA of Parnassius apollo (apollo), 2517 nucleotides long. The record is from the annotation of a GenBank genome assembly. Lineage: Eukaryota; Metazoa; Arthropoda; Insecta; Lepidoptera; Papilionidae.
AUGGUGUGUGUUUGUGUGCGGCAGGCGCGCGGCGUGCCGGCGCACGAGCGCGUGUACACGCUGCGCGCGCGGCCGCCGCGGCCGCCGUCACUGUUGCCGCCGUCGCCGCUGAGCCUGGCGUCGUCGGGCGACAAGUCGCUGGCGGCGGCGGCGCGCUCGCCCUCCCCCCCGCCCGGCGCUCCCGUGCCCCCCACCGCCAGCUUCGUGUGCUACGUGUGCGGCGUGCCGGCGCCCAGCAGCCAGCUGCGGCUCGUCUACUGCUGCGCGAACCCCGAGCGCGAGCCCUACUACCCCUUCAUCACCGCGCUCAAGCCGCACCCCGAUGCGAGCCCCAUCAGUCCACAGGGAAUGGUACAAAUAUGUGCUUCGUGCUACAAGAGCAUCCCGCACAAAUACCCCGCGUACGGCGAGAACGGAGAGCCGAACGCCGCACACAAUAACACGCAUACAAACAAUAUUAGGUUUAAGCCAUACGAUAUGAAGAGUUCUAGUUCCAGUCAAUCAAAUAAGCGGCCCUCUAACGCGCUCUCGAGUAGUCCACACAGCCAAAUUAUCUCCGGGGAAAAUGGCAUGGGAUUGUACAGGUGCUACGUGUGCGCGGGCCUGUUCCCGCAGCAGUCGAUGGAGUGGCUGUCGACGACCGCGGAGUACAUGAACUCGCACGCGAUGCACUUCCCGUGCCUGGUGUCGGCGGGCGCGGGGGCGGGCGCGGGCGCGGGCGGAGGGGCGCGCGGCGGGCGCGUGCUGGCGUGCUCGCGCUGCGUGCGCCACCUGGCGCGCCAGUGGGAGCUCAUGGACGCAGAGCGCGUGCCGCUCGAGCACCGCAGGUACAACAUCCCAUCGCCGCUUCCAUCGAAUUCAUCGUUGAAUGGCGAGCGAGUAAUACCCACCCCACCUUCAACCACGUCGGAUAGGACCGUCGCCAGUAAUAGUGUUUGUACGUCAAUAUAUUGCUUUCUAUGCGGGUUACAUUCGGACUUCACGCUGGCGCGGAUAUUGUACGGCCAACCUCAGGGCAACGCGCCCUACUUCCCUUGUUUAUUGACUCAUCAGAGUCACCCCAACGCUGAGCAGUUAAGGGAAAACGGCUCGGCUCUAGUCUGCACUUUUUGUUACCAUUCACUGCUAAGUCAGUGGAGGAGGUACGAGGCGCUGGGCGGGUACCCGGCGGAGAGACGCGUGUACAACACGCACGACUACCACUGCCAUCUGUGCGGCAUCAAGACUUAUAGGAAGCGAGUGCGGGCGCUGCCCAUUAAGGAAUUUCCAUUUUUAGUUCAAAGGCGGAAUGAAAAUUCAUUGUUAUUAGAAAAUGGCGACUACGCAGUAGUAUGCUUAGACUGUUACGAAAGUUUAAGGACGCAGGCGCAGGACUAUGAGCGGCGCGGCGUGCCGGUGGACAAGCGCGAGUACAACUGGCUGCAGCAGCCGCCGCCGCCCGAGGACAGCGCUGACGUCACCAUCGCGCGCCUGCCCUCCGGAGACCGCUCCGACAAACUGAUCCCUCAAUCCCUGGUGGUGUCGCGGAGUUCAUCAAAGCGGAAUAGCCCAAAGCAAACGACAACGUUGCCCGACAGAAGACUGGCGUCCACAAAGAUGGAGAAACUAGAUCAAGGUGUGAGCGCGAACAAGAUCGCGAAGCGAACGGAUCUCGCCCCAAACAAGGGUGGUCCGUUCGCGGCGGCGUUGCGAACGCUCGCCAAGAACGCUGGCCCCGACGCCAAGGACGGGACGGCGACGGUUGAUCGGGAGGCGAAGGAGAAGCCUCCGGCACCAUCGAAACGCGCCUCACCACAUCAUCUGCCUGCUAGUGGGUUCCAGCCCUAUCGGCCUGAUGACAGACUAACUCAUCCAGCGGCGGCAUCAUUUCCCCUUCUGGAACCUACCGCAUAUUCCCCUUACGCUCAUCCCGGUCUGUAUUCGAGUGCGGCGUUGCAAUACAGGCUAGCGGCGGAAGAGCAGAUGUAUUUGGAGCGGAUGUUCCGCAGCGGGGUAGGUGUGGGCGUGGGCUGGCUGCCGCCGUACGCUCUGUACCCACCGCUGGCCCCACCACUGCCGCUGGUGCCGCACGCGCCACACCCCGCGCACGCUGCGCACGCCGCGCACGCUGCGCACGCGUCGCACGCCGCCCACGCCUCCCACGCAGCACACGCAGCGCACGCCGCCCACGCAGCCCACGCGGCGCAUGAAGAACGGGAUAAGGAGUUAGCGCUGCAGCGGGAACGGGAAAGAGAGCGAGAGAGGGAGAGGGAGCAGCGGGAUAAGGAGCAGAGGGAGCGAGUCGCCCGAGAAAAGGAGUCGCGGCGUGAAGAGCAGCGCUCACUGCAGCAGCGCGCGCAGCGCUACCGCCCCUACCGCCACGACGCGCCCGCCACGCCGCACGCGCCGCCACACGCCUCGCCGCACGCCGCGCCGCACGCCUCCCCGCACGCCACGCUGCACGCCCCUCCACACGCCCCACUGCACGCUCCGCCGCACGAGCCCGAGCGCGGUGAGAGUGCAGACGCGCCCGCGUGA